Molecule: messenger RNA, 540 nt
Organism: Arctia plantaginis
Lineage: Eukaryota; Metazoa; Arthropoda; Insecta; Lepidoptera; Erebidae
Source: the annotation of a GenBank genome assembly
AUGUAUGUCAAUAUUAAAACAAUUAUAUGUCUCUCUGUUGUUUUUAACAUUGUGCCAUACGUUUUCAGCAUAAAAUGUUGGAAUUGUCGUUCGAGUAACGACCCUAAAUGUGCCGAUCCUUUUGAUAAUAGCACAGUGCCCAUAACAGAUUGUAAACAAGAGAAAGGGUUAUCACACUUACCUGGAAUACGUCCUUCCAUGUGUCGAAAAAUUAGACAAAAAGUGAAUGGUGAAUGGCACUACUUCAGGGACUGUGCAUAUCUCGGUGAAGUGGGAAUACAGGGUGAUGAGAGAUUUUGUCUCAUGAGAACUGGUACUUACAACAUUUUCAUGGAAUACUGUACAUGUAAUAGCAAGGAUGGAUGUAAUUCGUCAUCUGUGUUCAGUCCUAUGCCCAUAUUCCUCUUUUUUUUUGAUUUCUGUCGUGUUUAUUUAGAACCUAUCUACAUGAUGCCCUUUCAAAUACAAGCCUCCGGUAAAUGCACGCAAACGAAAAAAAUACACAAAAACGGAGUUGGAAAAUGCUAUAGGCGAAAUUAA